Messenger RNA from Kazachstania africana CBS 2517, 1785 nucleotides. It is a transcript of the gene AMA1, whose product is annotated as Ama1p. Bases 1 to 1785 code for a protein of 594 amino acids. The record is from RefSeq and is a predicted model, not a curated record. Gene Ontology annotation, cellular component: anaphase-promoting complex. Gene Ontology annotation, molecular function: anaphase-promoting complex binding; protein binding; ubiquitin ligase activator activity. The transcript is spliced from 2 exons. Gene Ontology annotation, biological process: anaphase-promoting complex-dependent catabolic process; positive regulation of anaphase-promoting complex-dependent catabolic process; positive regulation of ubiquitin protein ligase activity. NCBI's taxonomy places the organism in Eukaryota, Fungi, Ascomycota, Saccharomycetes, Saccharomycetales, Saccharomycetaceae.
AUGUCUAUAAGUAAAAAUCUUGGAAAAAUAGCCGCCCAUGGACAUGGUAGUAAUUGUGACAAGAAAGAGAUGAAAAGUAGGAAGUCAUUGGCUUUAGACAGAUUCAUACCUCAUAAUACGUCAAAUCAUGCGUACAAAGUGCUCAAAACGUCACCAGAACAACCAAAUAAAGCAAUUGAAAGAUCCAUAGAUCCAGAGAGAUUCAGGUCCACAACUCCUGCUUUUUUUUCCACUUUUGGCAACAGUGAUCAAUUUAACGAUUUUAAUGAUAGUGAUGAUAUUAUGAUAACAAGUACUCCAAGGCGACAGGAAACACAGUAUCAUAAUUCCGGGGAUACUAAUGAUGUGAACACUAAUAAUAGUAAUAACAAUAACAAUAAUAAUAAUUAUAUUAAUAAUGAUAACAAUAAUAAUAAUAAUGGUAAUGAUAAUAAUAAUGACAUUAGUAAUAAUAAUAUUAAUACUAAUACUAAUGUUAAUUACGAUACAGGCUCUGACGAUUUAAUACAUAAAAAAUUUAUCGAAAUAUCCUUAGGCUUAAAUUCUCCAAAUAGAAUUCUGAAUUUUAACCAUAAUGCAAGAUUUGUACAGGUAAAUACACCGAUUAGUCAAUACAAUCAAACAAGUAACGAAUUCCCCGUAACAUCAUCACAACAAAUUGGAAAAUACAAUAGGCCAAAAAAAAGAUUAAAAUCACAUAUUCCAUUUAGAGUGCUCGAUGCUCCCUCUCUCAGAAAUGACUUCUAUUCAAAUCUAAUAUCUUGGUCAGGUAAAACAGGUAACAUACUGGUUGGACUAGGUUCGGCAGUUUAUAUAUGGUCGGAAACUCAAGGCGCAAUCCCCAUUUUGAAAAUUGAAAACAGUAAUGAUUUUAUUACGUGCGUCUCAUUUAGCCCUAAUAACCUUUACUUUAUAAUCGGUACAAAAUUUGGUUAUUUGCUCUUGUUUAGCCAAAUUAACCUAACGGACAAUAUUACACCACUUUGUAAAAUAAAAUUAAAUUCAUUCAAGGGAAUAACUUGCACAGAAUGGUUUCAUUUACAUGAUUCUAUUGAAAAUCAAAAUUUUUUCAUCUCUGGUGAAGAAACUGGAGAAAUUUCACUGUUCAAAAUAAUCGAAACUUCCAACAAUACGGAACUUCAUUGUAUUGGUAAAAUACAAGCUCAAAAACAGCAAGUUUGCGGUAUUUCAAUUAAUUAUGACAAUACUAUGGUUGCUGUAGGCGGUAAUGACAAUUCCUGUUCACUAUGGGAUAUCAAAAGCUUUAAUAAUGCUAAAUUAAAGUUUUUGUUAAAUCACAAUGCCGCAGUGAAGGCAGUUGCAUUUUGUCCAUGGUCUAAAUCUUUGCUAGCGACAGGUGGCGGUAGUAAAGAUAAAACUAUAAAAUUCUGGCAUACAAAAACUGGAACUCUAAUCAACAAGAUCAAAACAACCGGUCAGGUGACAUCCCUGAUAUGGUCCAGUCGGUACAAACAGAUUGUUGCCACAUUUGGCUUCGGAGAUAUUGAAAAACCUUUGCUGUUGAUUUUGUAUUCCUAUCCCAAAUUAACACAAUUGCUAUAUGUCAAGACGCCACAACCACUACGAGCAUUGAGUGCUGUUCUUUCACCAGAUUUCACUUCGAUCUGUGUCGCAACAAAUGACGAAACUCUUCGUUUUUUCAGACUCUGGGAGGAUAAUGAAGAUGUUAUCAUCCAGUCACAGAUGGAGGGCCUGUAUGGUUCACGCUUGAUUGAGUUCAUGGAAGGCAUCCACCACCUUGAUAAGAAGCAGAAUUUACGAUAA